CAAGACUAAAAGUCUGAAACUAAACCGCUUAAUUCGGAGGUGUAUAUUCAUAUACAUGACAUGUAUUCAUGAUUUCAUACAAUAAGAACUGGGACAAUGACGUACAAAUGAAAUCAGUCGGGCAUAGGACGAAUAUAUGAAUAUGUACACCCGCCAAUUGAGCUUCUAGUUCUAGCCACGGCCUUGCGUGCAACUGAAAACCAUAUUCUCUUACGAGUUUUAUCUCUCUAAGAUUGCUAACAACACUCAGUACAUGAGAAAACAACUCUCACAGAACUUAAAACAACAUCUUAAAGAAGGCAAAGUUGAUCUGGAUAAAUUAGACCGACGAAUUUAUCUCAGUCUACCAAGUAAUGAGUCUCAUGUUGGCCAUCCCGUCGGAGAGAACAGCGACUCAACAUCGGAGAGAAUGCACAGCAAAGUGUCGGAAAAGAUCGGGGAACUCGUGGAGGAAGGCUUUACUGGUAUUCGAGAGGUUGAACGUCGUUUAGAAGUCUUUGUUAACACUCAGUUGUGUCCGGAAUUGUGGAAACCUUGCCACACUAACCGUCGUUACUACCCUACAAGAGGGGUGAUAAGAAACAAGAUGUAUAAUGCUUAUAUCAAACGACGAUUAAAUAUGAUUGAUCAUGAAGUUGUCAAUCAACUCCUAAAGGAAAGACAGGAUAAAAAUCCAGAAGAUAGUGUGUUGUUCAGAGGCUGUGAUGGUAUUGAUGAGAUGCGUCUCUGCGCUCUGUCUGGCAUUUCCGUCGAGGAAGAGUUAGAAGACCACCUUAAGAUAAGACAGAAGUUUGCCCAGCAACAAAUGAUUCUCGUUCAUCAAACCUCAUUUCAACGUCAUCUUCUCAAACGCUACGGCAAUCAUGUGUGUUUCCUUGAUCCCGUCUAUAGAACAGUCAAAUAUCCUCUGCCGUUGUUUUUUCUCAUAAUCAAAACAAAUGUUGAUUAUCAAGUCGUUGCGACUUUUGUCGUACAAGAUGAAAACAUGGAGUCCACAAGAGAAGCGCUUGAGUUGAUCAAAGAAUGGAAUCCUGAUUGGAAACCGAAAGUGUUCAUGGCUGAUAAUGACAGCGAAGAGAUUUUAGCUCUGGAGCAGGUUUUUACAGAUUGCAAAGUUUUCAUAAAUGAUUUUCAUCGUGAGCAGGCAUGGGAGAAAUGGCUCUCCCAAUCAACAAACCAGAUGAUCCCGUACAAAGAAGCCUUGAUUCAUCAUCUGCACAGGCUGGCCAAAGCGGCAACUCUGGAGCAGUUUGAAAAACGAUUUUGUGACUUGGAACGAAGAGAUGUUUGGAAUGAUAGUUAUGGAAAAAUGUUUAGAACUUGGUUUGAGAAUGCUUGGCUUGCCGUUAAGGAGCGUUGGGUUUGGUGCUACAAAGAAGAGAGCUACACAAACGUUCUUACGACAAACAACACAUUCGAAGCUCAAAAGAAAGAUUUCAUUCACGAGCAACUUGUUGGGAUCAAAUACCUUUCGCUGGGUCAAAUGCUGAAAGUCGUCAUGGAAAUCUACUUACCUAGAAUUCGUGAUCUCUAUUACGAGUUAAACGCAGACAUACAGACAGGAACCUCAAGCAAGUAUGCAAACCUUCCUGAUGUGUUUCGUAACAGACCAAGAUGGGUGAUUGAUCACAUCAGCGAAAGAAUUACGUCAUCGUAUGAGAUAUCUUGGGAUGACAUCACUGUUGACAGCUACAAGGAAGGAGAGUUUUUGGUGAAUUGUCGCCGAUCAGAUGUCGAGUAUAAGGUUCAGUUUGGUAACAGUGAGAAAUACCCUCAUUGUGAUUGUGUGGACUGGACAAGCACCAUGCUUCCUUGCAAGCAUUUCGUUGCAGUCAUGCGUGAUAUCAAGGACUGGAGUUGGUCGAAAUUCCCGGAAAGUUAUCGUUGCUCUCCUUACUUAACCUUGGACGAGAUUGUUAAUCCGAAGACUACGGAGGAACACGAGGCGUCUACGAGUAAGACUGAUGAUGUCACGGAGAGUUCCGAAGCCACCGUUAGUGUUCUUGACUCGAGUCAAUUUCAUGAGUUGGCCUUCCCGAAGUUCAAUUCGCGCAGUAAAUCCAGCAUUUGUCGUGAUCUACUUAAUGACAUCAAUAAUAUGACGUAUAGCCUCUCAGAUGACGACGUCAUCAACCGUUUGAACGCCUCGCUAGAUGACGUAUUGGCCGAUAUAAAGUUGUCCUUUGUUGAAGAUGAAAUCGUUAUAGAGCAAGAUGAAGUGGAAACAAAGCCAGUCAAGAGCGAGGAAAAGCCUAAAGGACUGGGAAAGAAGUCAAAGAGGUCUUCCGCUAGUACACCUUCCAAGGUAAGCCCCGGUGGAGAGGGGAAUGAAGACGAACCUCCGCGAAAGAUAGCGAAACCUCACGAGAAUACGACGAUGAGUUACGGGAAUGAGACGAUCGAGGAGCAAGUCUUGGAAGAGAUGAAUCAUAUGGAGAUUUUAAAUAUUGAUUAUUACCGACCAGCCGCCUCUGAUGCUUCUGCUGUUGAUGUUUCUGGAGAGGGGAACACGGGGAGUAUUCAGGAGAGCAAGGGUACCAUCCAGGAACCCAGAGGUGAUGAUGCACGGGUUCAAGAGGACACAACGAGUGUCUCGCAAGGGGAUGCAUAUGUUAUAGAUCAGAAGAAAGUGGAUGAUGUGACAGUAAUUGAAGUAAAGACCCCGAUAACUCUCCCAAAGUAUGAAGCAAGACUGGUGCAGAGGCAUGAGAUGUUGACAGUUGAUUCUAUUAAUCUUGCUCAAAGUAUUCUUCAUGAGAUGUUCCCUCAUUUGAAAGGAUUUCAGACGGUUGCUCGUGGUGCUGUCCAAGCAUUUCUUCCUGUCAGUGGUGAUUUCAUUCAGAUCUUGCACGAUGGUAGCCUACACUGGGUCUGUACUGCAAACAUAUCACUCACUGGAAGCAAAGAUCCUGCAGCUGUGAACAUGUAUGACAGCAUGAAUCAAGGUUUUAUAGCCAAGUUUACCAAACAACAACUCGCCUCGUUCAUGUGUAUUCAGAAUGCAGAGAUGAAAAUUAUCAUGAAAUCAGUUCAACAACAAACCUCUCACGUUGAUUGUGGUGUAUUUGCCAUCGCGUUUGCGACAGCGCUUGCGCUUGGCCAAGACCCGAGCAAGUUACGAUAUGACGUACCAAAAAUGAGACCACAUCUUGUUGAGUGUUUGAAGUUGAAGAAGAUGAGUCCAUUUCCUGAGAUGAAACCUGGCAGCGAGAUCGUCUUGUCUAAGAGGAAGUUCUACACAGUCGAGUUGUUCUGUAGUUGUCGUAUGCCUUAUGAGAAACCAAAGAGCGAAGCUGACCUCAUGGCACAGUGUGGGAGCUGCAAGGAAUGGUUUCAUCAGCGAUGUGAGAAAAUUGCGCUGGAGAUUUUUAAAGCUUCGGGAAUGAACUUCUUGUGUGCCUUGUGCUUAAAACGAGAGUAAAACAGUUAAAUAUUGUGAAAUAGGAUUGUUUUGUAAUAAGUACAGUCAUAUAACUUUUCCAAUGGAAGAUUGAAGUAGUGACUUUUAGAUUUACAGUUGUAGAUUGUUGACAUAAGAUUGAAGUUAAGGAUAUACUUCAAUGAAAUUCCAUGUUAUGAUCUUUUUAAAUCACUCUAAACAAG
Dendronephthya gigantea is the source of this 3603-nucleotide messenger RNA. RefSeq lists its product as uncharacterized. Gene Ontology annotation, biological process: proteolysis. Gene Ontology annotation, molecular function: cysteine-type peptidase activity; DNA-binding transcription factor activity; zinc ion binding. The transcript is spliced from 8 exons. The record is from RefSeq and is a predicted model, not a curated record. The coding region runs from base 254 to 3421 and encodes 1055 amino acids. Lineage: Eukaryota; Metazoa; Cnidaria; Anthozoa; Malacalcyonacea; Nephtheidae.